AUGGCAUCAUAUAUUCCGGCAGCGAUCACGAAGCCCCUUGCCCGCGGCACCGACUUGUUGCGAGGUGCGAUCGGAGGAGUAUCCUGGGGUCCAGCGUUGUCAGUCUCGAAGGCAGCUGUCGACUCUCUGCUCUCCCGCAUCGAAAUCGGACAAUUGAUUAUAAAUGACGAGACCACGGGAGAACGGAUCGUUUACGGGCAGAAGAUUGCUAAGGAGCAUUCCAAAAAGGCCAAUGGCGUGAAUGGAGUUAAUGGUACAAAGAAGAGUGGAGGAGUUCGCAGGGUGGAGAUGAUGGCGAAGAGGGAGGCUUUUUGGGUGCGAUUGUUUUUGUUUGCGGACAUGGGAUUCGCAGAAGCGUUCAUGUUGGGCGAUUUUGAAUGUGCCGAUUUGACCGGUUUCUUCGAGCUUUUCAUUUUAAACCGUAGCCAAUUGGCUAAUGCGACAACAUUGACCUCGUCGAUUGCGGCUACCAUCACAGGACUCGCGCGAAGCACCAAUACAUUAUCCAAUUCACUAUUGAAUGUGUCAGCACACUACGACAUUAGCAACGAAAUGUUUGCCGCUUUCUUGUCAGACGAUAUGACUUAUUCGUGUCCGAUAUGGAAACUCGCUUCGAGCGCGGACGAAGAGGAAGAGAUAUUGGAGGAGGCUCAGAUGACAAAGCUGAAUCGCUUCAUUGAUGGAGCUCGUAUAAAGCCAAGCGACCACGUGCUAGAAAUUGGGACCGGAUGGGGAUCGUUUGCAAUGGAAGCAGUACGAAAAACAGGAUGCAGAGUAACUUCUCUGACAUUGUCAAUCGAGCAAAAGGCACUGGCCGAGAAGAGAAUCGCAGCAGCGGGAUUCGCAGACAGGAUUGAGGUCCUGCUCAUGGACUACCGAGCACUGCCAACUCCCAAGGUGCUGUAUGACAAAGUAGUCUCCAUCGAAAUGCUUGAGGCUGUUGGAAAGGAAUAUCUGGAGACAUAUUUUGGUUGUAUACAUCGCCUCCUUAAGAAGGAUGGUAUUGCUGUCUUCCAAUGCAUCACAAUGCCCGAAGGAAGAUACGAGUCGUACGCGAAAGGCGAGGAUUUCAUUCGAAAAUACAUCUUUCCAGGCGGUCAUCUACCAUCCAUCAACCAGCUCGUCGAAAACAUCAACAAGGGAUCCGAGGGUACUUUGGUAGUGGAGAGGAUCGAGAAUAUUGGUGGCCACUAUGCGAAAACGUUGCGAUUAUGGCGCGAAGCAUUUUGCAGGAAUUUCGAGUCAAGAAUCAGGCCAGCUCUGAUGAUCGAGCACGAGGAUAUGGGCGAGAAAGAAAUUGAGGUUUUCCGAAAGAAAUGGAUCUACUAUUUCGAGUACUGCGCGGCUGGCUUUGCCACAAAGACUUUGGGAGACGUAAUCAUCACAGCUGGCCGUGAAGGAGCAAUGGAGUUAAUGGAGGGUAUUCCCUUAUAG
Messenger RNA from Mollisia scopiformis, 1434 nucleotides. Its product is annotated as cyclopropane-fatty-acyl-phospholipid synthase. Bases 1 to 1434 code for a protein of 477 amino acids. The transcript has 3 exons. The record is from RefSeq and is a predicted model, not a curated record. Lineage: Eukaryota; Fungi; Ascomycota; Leotiomycetes; Helotiales; Mollisiaceae.